Messenger RNA from Mesoplodon densirostris (Blainville's beaked whale), 1058 nucleotides. It is a transcript of the gene LRRC46, whose product is annotated as leucine rich repeat containing 46. NCBI's taxonomy places the organism in Eukaryota, Metazoa, Chordata, Mammalia, Artiodactyla, Ziphiidae. The record is from RefSeq and is a predicted model, not a curated record. Gene Ontology annotation, molecular function: protein binding. Bases 43 to 1014 code for a protein of 323 amino acids. The transcript is spliced from 8 exons.
CUCCUCGUUCCAAUCCCUCCCCAAGCCAGCAGCUUUUAGAUCAUGGCUGGAGCUAAGCCUGCCCAGAGUCCAGAGGAAGGCGGUGUGUGCAUUACUGAAGCCCUUAUCACUAAGCGGAACUUGGCCUUCCCUGAGGAUGACGACCUGUCAGAGAAGAUGUUCCACACGCUUGCUGAACUGCAGACUGUCCGCCUGGACUGGGAGGGAAUUACCACUAUCAGGAACCUAGAGGGCCUCCAGAAUCUUCACAGCCUCUAUCUGCAAGGGAAUAAGAUCGAGCGAAUUGAGAACCUGGCCUGCGUCCCCUCCUUACGCUUCCUGUCUCUGGCAGGAAACCGAAUCAGGCAGGUGGAAAACCUCCGCGACCUCCCACACCUCCAGUUUCUGGACCUUUCUGAGAACCUGAUAGAAACACUGAAGCUGGAUGAAUUCCCCGAGAGCCUUCUCAUCCUCAACCUGACUGGAAACAGCUGCACCAACCAGGAUAGCUACAGGAAGCUGGUGACAGAAGCCCUGCCACUGCUCCUGGACCUAGACGGGCAGCCUGUGGCAGAGCGCUGGACCUCGGACGAGGAGGAUGAAGCCUCAAGCGAUGAGGACGAGGAGUUCCCAGAGCUGAGAGGCCCGUUCUGCUCAGAGCGAGGCUUCCUCAAGGAGCUGGAGCAGGAGAUGAGCAGGCACCGGGAGCACAGGCAGCAGACAGCCCUGCUGGAGCACCUACUGAGGGUGGAGAUGCGGCCCGCCCUCACCGACCUCCCACUGCUGCCAGGGGCGCCUGUGGCCGGGGACAGCAGCCCUUCCGUCACUCCCAGGCAAGGGAAGGAGACAUCCCCGGAGCCUGUCUCCUUGCCACAAGCCUCCUCUGCCACCAAGAAACCAUGCCUUCUGGCUUCCAGGAGGCAGCAAAGCACUGUUCAGUCAGGGAAGGGGGCCAGAGCGGCUGCAGCCGCCAAGGCCUCGCCGGCUGGGGCCCCCAGCACGACCAAAACUGUGACCAAAAGAAUCAAGAAGUGAAGCGCAGCCCAUCGCUACCAGCAAAGCCCCAGGAACAUGGAGGA